AUGAAAGCAGCUGAAAUAAAACCUUAUCUCGAAGAGAAAUUUGUAUUUCUCAGCGGGGCCAUCGAUAAGAAAGGCUACUUAAUAAUAACAUUUCCUUGUUCAGCAACAAUUGAGAAAUUAUCCGGAGAAGAAUUGAAAAAGCUUCUAAUUUAUUUAGCAUCGAUAAAUAGCUCAUCAAAUGGUGAUCCACGAUUUACUUUUAUUGUUGAUAUGCGACAACGUACAUGGGAAAAUUGUAAACAUAUUUUUAAAGUUCUACAAGAACAAUUCCCAUAUAAAAUAGAACAUGUAUAUAUUGUUAAACCCGAUGGAUUUUGGGAUAAACAUAAAAUCUCGCUGGGCAUGUCGAAAUAUACAUUUGAACAUUCUGUUCAAUCACUUGAAAGUUUAACUUACGCUAUUGAUCGUAAUCAAUUAACACCUGAUUUAAAUGGAACAUUCCAAUACAAUCAUAUACGUUGGUUAGAUUUUCGAUUAAGUUUAGAAUCAUUUGUAUAUAAUUCAAAAGAAACUUUGCAUGCCUAUGAAUUACUUUAUAAUGAAUUGCAACAAGCUGAUGUAUCGAAUAAUGUUGCACGUGCUCAAGAUGCCAUUGAAACGCAUAUGACAGUAUUUAAAGAUCAAUUAUCACGUGUUAAUAUCGAGCCAUUGAUAAACGAUGGACAACAUUUAUUAAAUAUGUUAAAAGGAACUGGUUCCGAUAGUGAAAAUGCCAUGGUUAAAACGCUUCAGCAACGAACGUACCCAUUAGAUUAUUUUGAUGAAGCAAGAAAAAUUUCACUGGUGAUGGACAAUCUUCGUUCGGCAAAAGAACGAUGCUUUCAAUUAUGGCAUCAGAAAAAAAAUCGUUUAGAACAAAAUUUACAAUUGAGAUUAUUUGAACAAGAUUGUGAUCGAUUAUGUUCAUGGAUUGCAAGUAGUCGUGCGAUACUCGGACCUAAAUAUACGGAUAUUGGUUCAAGCUGUUCGGAAGCAAUGCAACUCUUAGCUGAACAUGAACAAUUUGCUAAAGUUUGUUUAAAUAAUGAAACAGUUAUACGUCGAACACAGAAUGUAGGCGAUCGAUUGAUAUCAAGCGGACAUUAUGCAACCGGUGCUAUCAAAAGUCAAAUGAAUCGCUUAAAUGACGAAUGGGAAAGCUUAACACGAUUGCUGGACAAUCGCACAAAUAUUCUAACAGCUUCACUUCAAUUUCAUCAAAAAGCUGACGAAUAUCUUGUACAAGUGCCAACAUGGAAACAUUUAUGUUCAUUAACAGAUGAUUUAACAGCCAUUGAAAGUAUGGAACAUUUAGAACGUUUGCUGCAACAGCAUUUCAAUUUAUCGGAAAAUAUUUCAAGAAUUUAUGCUCAAAUUUGUAACGAUGGUAAAGCUAUUAUUGAUUCAGUAGCUCCAUCGCAACAGACAACGAAUGAAUAUCAAUUUGAUUUUCGCGCUGGUGCUAAGCAUAUUCUUGAAAUUGUUCAAGAAAUUUUAGUUAAUCAUCGAUAUCUUGAUGCGAAAUGGAAUCAACGUAAAGCUUAUUUACAGCAAAGACUUAGUUUUGUUGCAUUUGCUAAUGAUGUUCAACAGAUUCUCGAUUGGAUUGAAAAACAUGGUGAUGCAUUUCUUCAAAAGAAUCUUGCCGUUGGCAUUGGCAAAUCUCUUCGACAAGCAAAAAAACUAGAUAAAAUGCACACAGAUUUUGAAAUGGCUAUUAAAAAUACAAAAACUAAUGCCGAGAAUUUAAUAGCCGCUGCUGAUAAUAUGUAUAACGAACAAAUACAACAACAGAAACUAGCUCAAACAAAUAAUACCAAUCAAAAUGCUGAAGAAGAAAAUGCUGAUAAACAACUGAAUCAAGGUCGAGCUAAAAUCUAUCAGUUAGCGCAUGAUCUCGAACGUCGUAUGCGUGAAUUCGAUGAGCGUGUAGCACGUCGACGUUAUAUUCUUGAUAUUAAUCUUAAUUUCCAUACUCAUUGCGAAGAAUAUUCAGAUUGGUUGACACAAGUUGAACUUGUUUGGUCAACAACAGGAGGCGAUGACGACGAUCAUGUAAUGAUUGCUGCUAAUUGCGAAGAAAUGCUUGAAGCUUUAAUAGAACAACGCGAAGGAGCAAUCGAAGCAUGCGCCACAAUUGAACAAGAAGGACAAAUUCUUUUAGAUUAUUUAACUGAAGUGCAAUCAAAAAUAACACCAAAUGAUACAACACCAUCGCCGCAAUAUACAAAUCUAUUAGCCUUAAUUGAAUCGAUUCGUAAGAAAACAAAUGAUUUGGAAGCAAUUUGGGAAAAACGACGAUUACGUGUUGAACUAUUCGUACAAAUAAAACAUUUUGAAAUAUAUUCACGUGAAGUGUCACAUUUACUUGAUAUUUGGUCACACGAAUUGGUCAAAAUGCAACAACAGCAGCAGCAACAACAACAACAGCAACAGUCAGCCAAUUCUGUUAGUUCUGCUAUUAUCCCAGUCGCUCUUCCAUUAGCUUUACAAACGCUCAUUAAUGGAGCCACAACGACAACGCGCCAUCGUUCCCAUCAUCAUAGCAGCGAUCGAGCAACUGGCAAAGUGGAUGAUUGGGCCCAAGUGCAAGAACAUAUACACACACGCGUCGCACAAGUCGUACAACGUGGUAGAGACUUACUUAGUUUAAUGGAAAAAUCACCAGAUUUCAAAGUUAUACUCGAACAACAAUCGUCUGGAAACAACGAAUCAUCUAGUACUGUAAAUGCACCUCAACAACAAUCGCUAAUACCUUCUCCAGAUCAAAUCUGCAAUUUACUCUUAGUAAUGAAUGACCGCGAACAAAAAUUAUCAGAAUUAGCAACACAACAGCAAAAGCUUAUUCUAUGGCGUGUGCAAUUUGUCAGACUGGAGCGCGAUUGGAAUGAUAUUAAAAUAAUGAUCAAUAAUUUUGAAGCUAAAUUAGCAUCAAAUUUAACAUUAGCUAUUAGUUUAACCGAUGCUGAAAAAUUCCAUCGUGAUCAUGAAGAUAUCAAACCAUUUGUUGAUAGAAUUUGUGAACGCAUUGAUACUCUUCAACGUAAAACAGAAAAAUUAUCUACUCUUAUAUCAAAUAAUGAUGCGUCAUCUGGCCCAAGCGAGCUAAUAAAUACAUUAGUAUCAGGACGACAAAAAGUGCAAUUACAAUUUGAAGAUCGUUUACGAUUAAUAAAUGCACAAAUUAUUUUUUAUAAAUCCUCCGAACAAGUUUCGCAAAUGUUAGAUACACUUGAACGUGAAUAUCGUACAAUUGAAGAUAUUCAUGAAAAAUUGAAAUCCUAUACCGAUGAUGAAAUACAAAAGAUCUUAGCUGAUCGUUUGGAACAACUCGAUGAAAAUAAACAUAGUUUUUUAAGGGCAUGUACAGUUGCUCGUCAAAAAUCAGAUUUAUUUCAUAAAUACGCACUUCGUAAUGCAGCUAAUCUCAUAAAACAUGAAGCCUACUUGAAACCGCUCGAGCAAAAAAUCAAAAAUGUUUCAACAAUAUUGAAAAAUAAAGAAGAUACGGUUCUAAAUGCUUGGCAUCAUCGAAAAAAGAUUAUUGAUGAAUAUUUACAAUAUAUUUCCUUUAAACGUAAUACAGAUAAAGUUUUCGUAUGGAUCGAUGAACACGAUGAAUGUUUCGUAUCAAAACUUGAAGCAUUGGAUAUCAACGAUGAUGGCUAUAUGGAUUUCGUUCGUGCACUGAAGGAAAAGAAAACAAUGGUACGGAAACUUGUUGAACGAGCUGACGUAUUAGUGGAGCGUUCGCAUUCAUUUGCGCCACUUAUUAAAGAUACAUGUAAUCGACUCGAUUCUGGUUUUAAUAAUUUUUUUCAAAAAAUCAUGAGAAUUAAUAAUAAAGAGGAAAUUGAUAAAGAAGCUGGCCGAAAGAGCGACUCCAGUUUAGAAGAGAAAUUAGAACAACAAGAAUUAAAUGAAGGAAAACGAAAAGCAGCUAAACAAAGAGAAUUAAUUUUUAAUGAAUUACUCAAUACAGAACGUGCUUAUGUUGAUAGUUUAAGUAAAUGCAUUCAAUAUUAUCUUGGUGAAAUGCGUCAACAUGUGGAAGAAGUUCCAGAAUUUUUACGCAAUAAAGAAUCAAUAUUAUUUUUAAAUAUCGAAGAAAUUCAGAAUUUUCACAAGAACCUAUUUCUCAAAGAUUUGGAACGAUACGAAGAUAGUCCGGAAGAUGUUGGCCACUGUUUUGUCACUUGGGCAAAACAAUUUCAUAUUUUUUAUGUUGAAUAUUGUAAAAAUAAUGAAUCAUGUAUCAAAGUAUUAACACAGUAUCGUGGUCCAUAUUUUGAAACAAUACAACAUAAAUACCAAAUCGAUACAAUCAAUUCUUACUUAAUUAAACCUGUUCAACGUAUAACAAAAUAUGAAUUAUUACUACAACGUUUAAUGUCUUGUUGUGAAGAAUCGAAAGGUGAAGUUAAAGAAGGUUACGAUCUCAUGUGUAGUGUACCGAAGAAAGCUAACGAUGCCAUGCAUCUUAGUUAUCUUGAAGAACUUGAAGCUGGUCUAACUAAGGAAGCAUUAGGUGAUGUAUUGCUUCAGAAUACAUUUCAAAUUUGGGAUUCAAAACAAAUCAUUAAAAAAGGCAAAGAACGACAUGUUUUUCUAUUUGAGACAAGUAUUGUCAUCGCUAAAAUUCUCAAGCCAGUUGCCCGUGGAGCUGUUCGUUAUAUUUAUAAAUAUAAAUUAAUGACUGCGGAAAUCUUUGAUGUGAAAGAACAUUUAGAAGCAGGUGAACCUUGUAAAUUUGCAUUAUAUACAGGUCGUCCUAUGUCAUCGCAUACAGCUGAUCUUCGAGUGACGCUUAAAGCCAAUGAUCUCAGUACAAAACAGCAAUGGGUUAUUCGUAUACGAGAACUCAUUCAAGAGAAUGAUCUUUAUCAUGAUUUAUCAAUGCAUGAAACAAAUACCAAACAAACAUCAAUACAGAAUAAGAUUUCACAGCUUAUUAAUAAUAAUCAGUCAGAUAGGCGAUCACAAGAAAUAGCCGAUAAUGUAUCCGAUGAAUUUGAACAUAUAAGUCGUGGUGGUUCAUUAUCUAGUAUGACAACUGGUUCAUUUUCAAGUAGCGGCCAAUAUCAUCAAAUGCAGCAGACAACCACUGAAGAAGAAAAACAUACGGAAAACACUGUACGUAAAUGGUAUAAUAAUAAUAAUAAUGGUGAUGAUGAUGAUGAUGACGAUGAUGAUGCGAGUAAUCAAAGUGAAAAUCAGCCAACACAACAAUUGCCAAAUGCAACAAUAGCAAACAAAAUCGAAAGAGUCUUACGUAAAAUAAAUGCAUGGACAAAUGAAAGUGUAUCAGCGUCAACAAAUAAUAGCGAUAAUAAUAUACAGAGAGAAACACUACAAGAUACAGCUUUCAACGAAACAAAUUUAUCAGCCUAUGAUAAUAUCCAUCAUAAACAAGAAAAUAAAUCGCGUUCUAAAAAAGCAACAUCACAUAAAUCAUUGGAUUCGGUUCGACAACGAUGUUCAUCAACACAUGCUGAACCGAAUAUGAUUAAAAAUCAGCAAAUAUCAAACGAUCGACCAUAUUCCAUGACAUUUGCCAAUGAACCAUUAUCAUCCAUGAAAAUCAAUGAUAAUAUCAAUUAUACUUGCGGAGGAUUCAAUAGAAAGAAAAAAACACCCGAUUCCAAAGUUCAGUUUUCUUCAUUUCGCCAAAAACAAUCAUUUGGUAAACAUCCGGUUCUGAUUAAUUUACUUGAUAAUAACAAAACUCAACGCCAAUCACUCUAUUCUCAGCAUACUAAUUUAGCACCUCUAUCAUCGAUGUAUGGCUCUGAUUUUUUCUAUCCACCUACAACAACCACGGAAGAAAUCGAACAACAACAACAACAACAUCAACACGACUACGAUAAUUUAACCUUUCCUCAAAAUUCGUCUCAUCGCUAUUAUGAUCCAUUUCCAAUUCUUGUUGAUUGUCAACACUGUAAUCGAACUAUUGAUCGAUCAUCAGUUCGUGACAUAUCAUGUCAAGUUCCAUCGGAUGAAGACGAAGAUCAAAAGAAUAACUGUCAAGAUGUGCAAUAUAAGCAUCAGAAAGCGAAAAGAUCAUCACCAAUUUAUGAAUCACCAAGAUCGUCGCCACCAUUAUGUCAACCACCAAUGGCAAUCAAUCUAUUAGCACCAUAUCAUUUUCGACGAAAACGUUCUUUAUCAUCCUACGCUUCUUUGCAUAGUCGUUCGAAAUCAGCUCCAUCCGCUGCAUCUUCAAUUGUAUCAUCGAAUUCAAGUCGUUCGAAGCAUUUUUAUGAGAAGAAAAUAAAAAAUAAUAAUAAUACUAACCGGUUACAAGCAUUACUUUCCCCUUUACAAACGGUUACAGCAGUACCGACUCUAGUACCUGAAACUGCUUCGGUUUCAGCAACGCCGUCGACUACAGCCCUUCUUCGUUCUAUAAAAACAUCAAUACAUGCUAUGAAAAAGCGUCUCAAAGAUAUUCGUCGUUUGUCCGAGGAUUCGAACGUGACAACUGUGUUAGAUGAUUAUACGGCACGUAGUUCACAAGAACUAUCUGUAAGUAAGGGACAACACGUUCGCGUCGUACAACGGCAGCCACCUAAUGCGCCCGAUUGGUGUCUUAUACGUUUAUUGAACGAUCACAAUAAUCCAUCGAGUCCAUCAUCACUUGCUACUUCAUCAACAACAAUCACAACUGGUUCAUUUGAUUUAUCAUCGCCACCGCCAUCCUCGUCAUCUUCAAAAUAUAUUGAAGGCCUUGUACCAGCAGCUAUUCUCAAAGCAACUAAAUCGUCAGCAUCAAAUACUCAUCCACUGCCACCAUUAGCUCUUUCAACAAGCACUAAUAAAAAUGCCAUUUUGAAUAAUGCAGACGAUCCUCAAAAUAGACAACAACAAUCCGCAGCUGUUCAUUUUAGUAAACGUAAAGCUAGUUUUAGGCGAAUUCUUAAAAAUCCAGUUCGGCGUCUUAGUUUGAAAGAUAACAGUAGUAGUAGUAGUAGUAGUAAAGAUGUGAAAACUCCAACACCACGUGAUUUAAUAGCUGCAUCGACAUAUAUCAUAUCAACAGAUAGUGCCGAUGGUGUAUCGAAUAAUAAUAGCAAUAAUAAAAAACAAUCCAUAUCAUCGAAUUCCACAACAUCAGCGGCAGCAUCAAGACUCAAAGCAUUCACAUUUGUAAACGCCGAAGAUUUAACGUUGUUUCCUGAUGAUACGGCAUUAGGAAUAAAGAUGCCACGUCUUCCAUGGACAAAAAAGUAUAGACUAAUACCAUCGGCAAAAAAAUGGACUAUUCGAAAAAAUAUAAAAGAAGAAGAAGAAGAAGAAGAAGAAGACACAGAACUCAAAUUUAAUUCGGCAAGUAAAUUUAUGGAUGGUACUAGUGGUAUGAAUGGCGUAUUUAAAUUAACUGGAUCAUCAUCAUCAAGUGCAACAACUAUUGUAUCUCCAUCAACAACACUUACUGGCGAUGACCUAGAAAAUGAUGUUAUUGAAGUACCACCACCCAUGGAUAUUCAAGCUCAACCAAAACUAUCUGCUGAUGCAAAUGCCGAUAAAGUCGCAACUGACGAAACUUCAUCACUCGCACCUAUCAGUAUUGUUACUGGACUUUCAGCAAGUGAUUUCAAUAUCCCAGGUGCCUUGUCAGUGACAACGCCGGCCGUCAAUGAUGCAUCGACAACGAGUAGUUCGGUGCCACCGUCAAGUAUUCUACAACAAUAUCCAUCAACAAUACCGGCAUCAUCAUCUCUUUCGUCAUCUCCGUUGUCAACAAGACCAAGAACGACAACGAAUACCGAUUCAUUAUUACCUUCAUCAUCAACAACAACAACAACAACAACAACUGUGAUUUCAAAUGAUAAUCUUAAUGAACAAACCGAUGAAAUAUCUUUACAUGAUACUGAUACAAAUAUUGAUUCAUCAUUAACAGCACAAAGUUCAGUAACAACCAACGAUGAGCCAGUUGAUGAUCGAACAAAAUACGGUGAAAAACGAAGACAUAAUAUUGUCGAAUUAAUUGAAACUGAAAAAGAAUACGUCAAAGACUUGGCAUUGAUCGUUGAAGGUUAUAUGAAUGUUCUUGAAAAUGAUAAAGAUAUUAAAAAGCCAGCAGGUCUUGUUGGUCUUGAACGUGUUGUUUUUGGUAAUGUGCAAAGAAUUUAUGAAUUUCAUCGAGAUACAUUCUUACCACAGCUUGAACAAUGUAUUGAAAAUCCUGAUAUACUCGGUCGAUUAUUUACCACAAAUCGAUUUAGUCCUUAUGUACGAUAUUGUGAGAACAAACCACGUUCAGAAUACAUUGUUUCUGAAUAUCAUGAUUAUUUCGAAGAAAUUCGUAAAAAACUCGGUCAAAAAUUACUUGUGUCGGAUUUAUUAAUAAAACCAGUACAACGUAUAAUGCGUUAUCAAUUAUUACUCAAAGAAAUACUCAAAUCAACCGAGCGUAUGCAUGAUGAACCACGUGCUAUACGUAGUGCAUUACAAGUUAUGAUUGAAGUACCACGAUUAGCCAAUGAUAUGAUGAAUGUUGGUCGUAUUAAAGAUUUACCAACAAAUGUCCAUCAAUUAGGUGAACUUAAAUUACAAGAUAUGUUAUCUGUUAGUGAACCAAUAUCAAAAGAAACCAAAGAUGCGAAAGAAGCGGAAAAGAAAUUAAAAGAGCGACGAGUAUUUUUAUUUCAACAAGCAAUGGUAUUCUCAGAGGAACUGCCGGCUAAAGAUAAAUAUUCAAGUCCAAAUUAUAUUUAUAAAUAUGAUUUAAAAAUCAAUAAAUUACAACAUAAAGAAUUUAAACGCAACAAAGAAUCAUUUCAAUUUACAUUAGUCGAAGUUGAUGUUGGUAAUACACGUCGAGUUGUAUGUCAAUGUAAAGAUGAUGAACAAUAUGAAUUAUGGGUUACGAAUGUAGAGAAAGUGCUUCAACGUCAGAUGGAUCUUAUUAUAGCUCUUACUAAUCCAACAGCUGCUCUACAAAAAGAGCAAGAUUCGUCGAUGUCAUUGUUUAUACCAAAUUUAUCAACACCAACAACUCGAAAUCAAAUUAAAAAAUCGAUGUCUGAUCGUCCUAAUAAAUCACCUGAAUCACUAUCACCAACACAUCUUUUAUCGCCAUCACCAAAACUUCCGACUCCAUUACUAUCACCAUCACGUACAUCAUCGAAUUCGGACGGAUCAUCGCCAACACCAACAACAGAAAAUUCGAAUAAAAAAUCAUCGUUUAAUUUAUUUGAUUCGAUUUUACAACGUUCAAUAACAAAACCAUUAACAAUAAAUACUUCAACACAUCAUGAUGUAGCUCAGCCGAAAAAAUUAGGAACACCAUUAUCAUCAUCGUCAUCCAUGUCUAACACACAAUUGCCUGAACAAGCUCGUUGUUUACAUAGUUAUAAUGCAAUAAAAGAGGAUGAAAUAUGUGUUCACAAAGGUGAAUAUGUACAGAUUGUUGCUGCUAAUCAAGAUAAUCGAUGGUUUGUUCAUCGGGACGCUAAUCGGACAUCGCCAGCUGCUGAAGGCUGGAUACCAGGAUUUGUUCUUGGACUUAAAAAUCCUAAUUCAACAUUGCAUCAAACAUUAUCUUCAUCUUCACCAGUAUCAUCAUCUUCAUCAUCAUCUUCCCAGCAGCAUCCAAGUUUAUCAUUAUCAGCUAAUAGUCUUCAUCGUUUAACUACAACAACGACAUCAUCAUCAUCAACGGCUCAUCAUCCAACUAUUACCUAUGAAUCAACUUUACCUCCUAAACCUCAAACGAGUACUUGCGAUAAGCGUCUCAGUGGUGUUCUACGAUAUAGUGGACCUGAAUUGAAUAUAUCUGUACAUGAUCGAAGUGUAUUUCUUGGUCAACCUUUGAUUCUUCAAGGUCAUGUUCUUGGCAAUCCACGACCAGCUGUUGUUUGGCAACAUCCACAUGGCCAUGCAUUAGCUGAUGAUGGUGUAAAUAUCUAUACACAUUAUGGAGAUGAUGGGACAAUUCAUCUACAAAUUCGUUCGAUAUCUAUGCAAGAUACUGGUAUCUAUGAAUGUACAGCUACAAAUCCUCAAGGUACUGUUUCACAACAAAUUACUGUACAAGUAAAAGAUUCAACCGAUCAUCAUAAACUUGAACAGGUUCGAUGGUCAGCAAAAUAUCGGCCCAAUGAAUAUCGUGAAUUGAAUGAAAUAGCUCGAGGACGUAAUUCAAUUGUUCGUCAAUGUAUUCAUAUAUCAACCGGUGAUGUGUGUGCAGUGAAACUGAUAUCGAAAAAAAUUAUUUCACAUGAACGUGCUCUACAUGAAUAUGCUCUUGUUUCAUCUAUACGUCAUGAUUCAAUUAUACGAGUAUUUCAAUUUAUUGAAACUAGCUCUUCUUCGAUAAUUAUUUCUGAAUUGAUAUCCGGUGGACGGCUAUUUGAUUAUCUCUGUUUACAAUCGAUCAUAAUUGAACAGAAUAUAGCAAAAUAUUGCCGACAAUUAUUAGAUGGAGUCAAAUAUUUACAUCAUUGCAAAAUUGUUCAUUUAGAUAUACAGCCGGAAAAUCUUCUUAUCAAUACUGAAUAUGAUCAAGUCAAAUUAUGUGAUUUUGGUGAUUCAAUUCGUUUAUCAAAUAUGAAAUAUGUUCAUCGUAUGAGUGGAAAUAUUGAAUUUGCUGCGCCAGAACUAAUUCAUGGAAAUAUUCCUGUUCAUUAUAAAACAGAUAUCUGGUCAAUCGGUGUGAUUUUAUAUACGUUACUAUCGGGUCUUUCGCCAUUUCUCGAUGAAACUGAUGAACAAACAUGUGCCAAUAUAAUCAAUAUUGACUUUAAUUUUCCUGAAAGUCAAUUUCCCUAUGCAUUUCAAGCUGCAAAAGAAUUAAUUCAAAUCAUAUUUGUUCGCGAACCAAAUAAUCGUCCAUCAGCAAGUGAAUGUCUAUUGAACGAAUGGCUUCAUCAUGCUGGCCAAUAUCAAAUUUCAACAACUAAUUUAAAUAAUUUUAUUGAACGAAGAAAAAUUUUAAGUGAAAAAUCUUAG
This is a messenger RNA of Rotaria socialis, 10932 nucleotides long. The record is from the annotation of a GenBank genome assembly. Lineage: Eukaryota; Metazoa; Rotifera; Eurotatoria; Philodinida; Philodinidae.